AUGAGGAAGACUUCUAGAGUGAAGAGAGCAGCCCCACAAGAAACAGGUUUUGCAAGGGGCUGGCGGAACCUCCUGGAAAACUUGAUAUUUAAUGUGGCAGAGGUUGCAAAUGAAAACGUUCAGGUGAGGGAAACUAUGCUAGUUUUCUACAACUGCUAUAACAAAUUAUUGCAAAUAGAACUGCUUAAAGCAAUGCAAAUUAUUAUCUUGGCACUCCAGAGGUCAGAAGUCCAGCCCAGCCUCACCAGGCUGACACCCAGGUAUGGGCGGGGCUGCAUUCCUUUCUGGAGGCUCCAGGGCAGGAUCUGGUUCCUGCUCAUGCAAGCUGCUGGCAGUAUUCAGUUUGUUGAGGUUAUAAGAUUAAGGUCCUUGUUUCCUUACUGAUAAUCAGCUGAAGGUCGUUCCUACCUUUUUGAAGCCACCAUAUUCCCCCAGCUUGAGCCUCAUUCUUCCAUCUUCAAAGCCAGUAAAUGGCAGGUCAAGUCUCUCUCAUGCUUUGAAUCUCUCCUGCCUCUUCUGUCAUUGCAGCUCUUGGAGCUCUCUUUCUGCCUCUUGCUUUUUUUAGUAAGAGUUCCUGUGAUUAGAUUCAGCUCACUCACAUCAUCCAGAACAAUCUCCCUAAGGUCCGUACAGUAGUACCCCCCCAUCCACAGCUUUGCUUUCCGUGGUUUCAGUUACCCGCAGUCAAGCAGAAGAUGGUCCUCCUGACCUGUCAUCAGAAGGUCAGUGGUAGCCUAACACUGUGUCUCAGUGCCUACGUUAUUACCUCAUCUCGUUAUAUGAGUAUUUAAUCAUCUCACAUCAUCACAAAGAGGAGGGUGGGUACAGAACAAUGAGAUAUUGGGAGAGCACAUUCACAGAACUUUAUUCUAGUAUAUUGCCAUCAUUGUUCUAUUUUAGUAUUAGUUAUUGUUAAUCUAUUAUUGUGCCUGAUUUAUAAAUUACACUUUAUUGUGUGUAUAUGUAUAGGAAGAAACAUAGUAUAUAUAGGGUUUGGUACUGUCCACAGUUUCAGGCAUCCACUGGGGGUCUUGAAACGUAUCCCCUGCAGAUAUGAGGAAACUACAGGAACUUUAAGUUCACCUGCAAAGUUCUUUUUGCCAUGGACAUAACAUAUCAUAGGUUCCAGGGAUUAGGAUGUGGACGUUUCUGAGAGGCCAUUAUUUUGCCUACCACAGUGUGACCUCUGGCCCCCCAAAAUUCACGUUUGUCUCACAUGCAAACUACAUUCACACCAUCCUCUUGUCCCCAGAAGUCUCCUUCCAUGAUGGGGAGUCAUCCAAAGCCAGGCUGAGGGCACAUAGAAUUUAGUCUGAGGGUGUUUAGGGAAUGAUGUUGCUUUGGGAACAGAAGCGGAGACAAGAUGGAAAGAAAGGACUCCUCCUCCUGUUGACCUUUGCCACCUCCUGUGUUCACAGCCUCUCAGCUCUGAGCUGUCUGCCCUCCAGGUACCCCUGGGAUGGCGUGAGCACUCCGCCAGCGAUGGACCCCUCUGUGACGCUGUGGCAGUUUCUGCUGCAGCUGCUGAGAGAGCAGGGAAACGGCCACAUCAUCUCGUGGACCUCACGGGAUGGCGGUGAGUUCAAGCUGGUGGAUGCUGAGGAGGUGGCCCGGCUGUGGGGGCUGCGUAAGAACAAGACCAACAUGAAUUACGACAAGCUCAGCCGGGCCCUGCGUUACUACUAUGACAAGAACAUCAUCCGCAAAGUGAGCGGCCAGAAGUUUGUCUACAAGUUUGUGUCCUACCCUGAAGUCGCGAGGUGCUCCACUGAGGACUGCCCGCCCCAGCCCGAGGUGUCUGUCACCUCUACUGUGGCAAAUGUGGCCACCACUGCUGUACAUGCUGCCCCCGGGGACACAGCCUCUGGGAAACCAGGCACACCCAAGGGUGCAGGAAUGGCAGGCCCCGGGGGCUUGGCGCGCAGCAGCCGGAAUGAGUACAUGCGCUCGGGCCUCUACUCCACCUUCACCAUCCAGUCCUUGCAGCCACAGCCGCCCCCUCAUCCUCGGCCUGCCUCCGUGCUCCCCAACACCGCCCCUUCGGGAGCAGCAGUGCCCCCGUCUGGGAGCAGGAGCACUAGUCCCAGCCCCUUGGAGGCCUGCCUGGAGGCGGAGGAGGCUGGCCUCCCUCUGCAGGUCAUCCUGACCCCACCCGAGGCCCAGAAUCCUAAAUCAGAAGAGCUGAAUGUGGAGCCCGGGUCGGGCAGGUCACUGCCCCCAGAAGUGAAAGUGGACGGGCCCAAGGAAGAGUUGGAACCCGCAGUCGGUGGGGAGGCGGGGUUUGUGCAGGAAGCCGCUAAGGCCGGGCCGGAAGUCCCUCCUGCGGAGGGCGUGCCAGCCCGGCUGCCCGCGGUCGUCAUGGAGACUGCAGCGCCGGUGGGCGGCCUCCCGGCUUCCACUGCUUCCAGCACAGAGAUUGCCCAGCCUCAGAAGGGCCGGAAGCCCCGGGACCUGGAGCUUCCACUCAGCCCCAGCUUGCUGGGUGGGCCAGGACCCGAACGGACUCCAGGAUCGGGAACUGGCUCUGGGCUGCAGGCGCCGGGGCCAGCGCUGACCCCGUCCCUGCUACCUACGCACACAUUGACCCCGGUGCUGCUGACGCCCAGCUCGCUGCCCCCCAGCAUUCACUUCUGGAGCACCCUGAGUCCCAUUGCACCCCGUAGCCCAGCCAAGCUCUCCUUCCAGUUUCCGUCCAGUGGCAGCGCCCAGGUGCACAUCCCUUCCAUCAGCGUGGAUGGCCUCUCAACCCCCGUGGUGCUCUCCCCAGGGCCCCAGAAGCCAUGAUUACCACCACCACCACCACCCCCUUCUGGGGUCACUCCAUCCAUGGCCCUGAACUUCUCUCCAGCCAGCCGUCUCAAGGAGAAACAUAGUUCAGCUGACAGACUUGUGCUCUAGUUGUGGUGGGGUAGGGAUUCUUAGGAAAGAUCUUUUAGUAACCCUUCCACAGGAAACAUACAACUUCUCUCUUCUUGGUCAGUUCCCCAGUGGCCGCCCUUACACGUCUCCUACAGCAGUGGUGGGGACGGUUUAUUUAUUUAUUUUUUGAAGGCCACUGAGAGGAGCCUGGCCCAACCCUUUUGAGGGGUUGGUGAGGACAUCUCCCCCAUCUCCACAUUUUCUCCCAAGAUGAGACAAUCGGGGUCUGGCUUGAGAAGGACCUUUCUUUAUUUAUUUCUCAGCCGGCCCUUGGAAAGCUGAGGGAGCCCUGUCUCCAUUUUGGGAUGUGAGUGGAAAAGGUAGCUUGUUGUUGUUGUUUAUUAUUCCUGGCCACACCCAAUGGCCCAGGAAGAAUUUGUGCCAUUCAGCAGUUUGGGAAUCUUGGCCAAGGAAAGACUCACACCCUUGAAGUAGGAAUUUCCACCCCCCCAGCCUUUCUCUCAGAUACCACCUUUUCGGCCGGGGGAGGAAUGCCCCUUUUGUUCUCCUCCCCCGAGAAGCCAUUCCUGUGUCUGCCAAACUCCUGGGGUCCUGCCUGUUACCUCCCAAUGGAGGGUUUUUUUGGGGAGUUGGUUCCCGUCUGGGGGACCCCUCCAGCCAGUACUCCAGGUCUCCUUGUCCCCCACCCCUUGCCAUUUUGAUAGUAUAAUCUAUUUUUAAACAGGGCUUUUCAAUAGGGGAGAGGAGAGCAUCUCUUCCUAUAUCUGAGAUGGGGUGGGUGGGAAGGAAGGGAUUGGGGGGGGUCUUCCUGCCACCCCCAAGUGUUUAUUUUUGAUACCAAACGUGUAUUUUCAACUCCCUCCCUCCCAGCCCCCCAAUUUCCUGCGGGCGGGUACAAAGGACCCUUUAAGUGUCCCUGGAGUUGGGAGGGAGGAAUGGGGGACAUAAAUCCUGUCCUAUCUGAAUUCCAGGCUGGAGAGGGUGGGUUCGCAGGACUCCUGGGCUCACCUCCUGUCAGCACCGGACCAGCCCGGGCCUGGGGACCUGGGGGUUGGUGAUUUGGGGGACGGUGCUACACCUGUCUCCACUGUUUGUUUUACUUCCCCAAAAAUGGAUCUUUUUUUUUCUAAGAGUCCCAGAGAAUGGGGAAUUGUUCCUGUAAAUAUAUAUUUUUA
Enhydra lutris kenyoni (northern sea otter) is the source of this 4055-nucleotide messenger RNA. It is a transcript of the gene ELK1, whose product is annotated as ELK1, ETS transcription factor. NCBI's taxonomy places the organism in Eukaryota, Metazoa, Chordata, Mammalia, Carnivora, Mustelidae. Gene Ontology annotation, biological process: cell differentiation; regulation of transcription by RNA polymerase II. The transcript is spliced from 5 exons. Gene Ontology annotation, molecular function: DNA-binding transcription factor activity, RNA polymerase II-specific; sequence-specific DNA binding. The record is from RefSeq and is a predicted model, not a curated record. Bases 1330 to 2784 code for a protein of 484 amino acids. Gene Ontology annotation, cellular component: nucleus.